Molecule: messenger RNA, 498 nt
Organism: Prunus armeniaca (apricot)
Lineage: Eukaryota; Viridiplantae; Streptophyta; Magnoliopsida; Rosales; Rosaceae
Source: the annotation of a GenBank genome assembly
AUGAAGGGGUCUUCCACCCCUGGAACCCCCAGUCAAAAAAGCAUAAAGCGCCGGAGAGCAGAAAAAUCACGAUUGAAUGCUCUUGAAAAGAAAGUAGAACUGCUCCUGAAUGAAACCGACGCCAUCCAGGACCAAAACAAGACCCUCCGAGGCCAAAACGAGCAUAUCGAGGAACGGCAGAUUGGCCUCCAGGCGAAACUGCGAAGGACCCAGAAGAAGGUCAUCAGGGACUCCUGCCGCACCAGGAGGGUGGAACGUCGCCUAUUCGGCGAAGAGACGGCGUCCACGCGGUUGCCCCAAGAUGGCCACAUCAGCCCUAGUAGUGCUCCGGCGGAAACCAGCCAUGAAGGGGACUACUCCCGUGGAGGACCCGCCCCGUGGCGAGGAGACGAAGCCGACGCGGGCGCUGCCCCCCCGACGAUCACCGACACCGAGCCCGACCUACGGGAAGCCAUGAGGGCCAUGAUCAAAGGGGAAAUGGGGAGUGUCUGGGACUGA